This is a messenger RNA of Oryzias melastigma (Indian medaka), 2169 nucleotides long. RefSeq names its product protein FAM161A. The record is from RefSeq and is a predicted model, not a curated record. The transcript is spliced from 4 exons. Lineage: Eukaryota; Metazoa; Chordata; Actinopteri; Beloniformes; Adrianichthyidae. The coding region runs from base 149 to 1396 and encodes 415 amino acids. Gene Ontology annotation, biological process: cilium organization. Gene Ontology annotation, cellular component: cilium.
CAGUGAAAAGCCUCAGAACCAUCUGGAGCGUCCCUGCAGACCACAGCCCCCCUGGUAAGAGGAUCCAGGCGGGCUGUGGGUUAAUCUCCUUUAACUGACUGUGUGUCAGCGGGUCGGCACCGAGUCCGGGUCAGACGGAGCUGCAGUCAUGUUCCGCUCAGCCGCUCUGGAGAGCAGGGAGCUGCUGGCUCUGUUCGGAGGAGGAGGCCGGAGCUUUGAGGAGGAGUGUGACGUGGACUCCGACAGCAGCGAGGAGAGAAGAAACGUCCGCAGCUCCGUGUCUCUGGAGAUCCACGGCCUCCAGAGGGAGCAGGACGUCUACUUCUCCAACCAGGAGUACUACAGGAGGCUGGAGGAGCUGAAGAGCACCCACCUGAGGAACAUGGCCGAGCUGGAGAAGAUGUACAUCAGCCAGGCCAGAGCCAGACACGAGGAGGAGGACGGGGGGGCCUGGAGAGGGAGGAACCGGGACGGAGGAUCAUCAUUCAGCGGCGCUCCCACCAGGAGGCUGCAGAGGAUCAACUCCCAGGAAGAGCUGGACUUCCACGAGACGUCGAGCGGCUCGGACCAUUCGGAUCUCUGCGGGGAGGACAGUGGGGGGGAGCUGGGCUGGGCGGGUCCUGCUGGAGCCUUUGGGAGAAACAUUCUGCUCAGCCCGAACCAAACGACUCAAACACACAUCAGAACCAGAUCCAAAGCCCCCGGUCCAAAACCUCAGGGAGGAGGAGAGUCCCAUCCAACCAGGGCCCGGUCCAAGGUCACGGUGCCCAAGCCCUUCCAGAUGAUGCUGAGAGAGGAGGAGAAGAAGAAGCGGCGGGUCCGGACGCGCUCAGAGGUGGAGCUGGAGAACACGCUGCUCCGGCAGGAGCUGGAGGAGCUGCGGGAAUGCCAGAAGAAGUUCAGAGCCACGCCUGCGCCGGCCCACACCCACCUCCCUCUGUAUGAGGUCAUCAGCCGCCGCCACAAGAACGUCCGAGAGAACCUCCGGGGGUCUGCUGCCGUCUUCCCAAAACCUUUCCACUUCCUGGAGAGAGAAAAGAGGAAGAGGGAGGCCAGGAUGGAGGCGGAGCUGGAGAGCUUCAGCAUCAGGGAGGAGAGGCGGGCCUUCGGUACCAGAGCCACGCCCACCUCUCACGCCCAGCAGCCGCACGGCCUCUGCACUCUGGAGAGGGAGGUGACGGACGGCCAGAGCGACCAGAGCUCCGACCUGGAGGACGACUGCAGGCCUCGCAGAGCGCCGUCCUCCACGGCGGUGAGGAAGCACAUCGAGGUGUCCAUCCAGAUGGUGGGGGACCGGGAGUGGCCCCCGCUCAAAGCCCCCGUCAGGAGUGUCUGCGCACCUGAGCAUCUGCAGGGACCAAACUCCAGAGGGAGGAGCCAACACAUCAGCCUGUGACGGACAGCUGCGAGGAGGAAGGGGCGUGUCUUCAGUCUGUCUCAUGUAGUAAACGGUGCAGCUCAGCGUCCUGUAGUGACCGUGUGCUCUUUGUCAAUAAAGUUUAAGGUUUUUGAAGUAUUUACGUUUCUUUUCUCUUCUUCCACUCAGAUCAGGUCGAACUCUUUGAGGAAAUCUGGUUUGUUUGUUUAUGAUCCAGGAGAUUACAUCAACACAGCUGAUAUGUGGCUUAGUUGGUUUUCUAAAAAAAAAAAAAAGAAUUUCUAAAGAAGUAAAAUGUAUGUUAAAGCAACAAAACUCUGAUGUUUUAGUAGUAGAGUUUUGAGUUUGGACUUGAAUCAAACAGUCUGCUUUCUAAAUGUGUUAUCCCAGUUUCAGCUAAAGAAUGUUCAGCCGUUUUAACUCGAUACCAACCAAACUAUUGACACUUUGUAAUGGAAAUGAUCUUGUUGGAUGAGGAGGAUAUUUGGAUUCACUCAGAUCUGAAUAAUCUGUUCAUGAUACAAUCCUACCCACAGAUAGAGUUUACAGGGAAGUUAUAAAUUUAAGUUAUUGCUUUUUUGUAAAUAAAUAUUGUUCACAUAACAGUAGUUUUGUUAAAAAUACUGCAUCAUAUAUCCUGUUAAAAUAUUCAGGAUAGAUUUGUUCUGGAUUUGAACCAGUCGUGGACUUUUGUGGAUCACAAGAGUUGAUCUUUCAUCUGUGAAUCGUAUUUGUAAAAACAUAUUUUGGACUGAUGUUAAUGUUAACAGUUGUAAACCUGGAUAAACAAU